AUGAUACGUUCUGCACAGAAGCUUGGUCCUUCAAUCACACAUCGAGCAGCACCGCGAGCGCCACUUGUCUUGCAGAGCUUUCGCCCACUUCCUUAUCUUUCCAUUAUGCCUCCAAAACGCAAGAGAUCCACAGCGGCAGCUGCGUCGCCUGCGGCCGUUGCGGCUUCUCUUGACCGAUCGAAGAUGCGCCGCUCUGAAGUGCCCUUUCCAUCGAAUGCCGCAGAAAAGGACGCAAAGCUGCCACGCCGACAAUCUUCUCGUGGGGGUAAUGCUGCAGUCACAAAUCCAGAUGUGAAUCCUGAGGUUCUUGACGCGCCCAAUGCUCUGCGGGCAUCGCCUGAUGGGCAAGAGUGCGCCGAAGCAGAGGCACACCUGCACCAGCACGACAUCGACGCCGGUACUGCAGUCAACGGCGUCAAUGCGGCCUCAGCUAAGCCCUCAACCUCGCAGGCUGCAACCACGGAGUUCAAGGCAGUUCCAUCAACAGGUGCCGAACGCAUUGACGAAGCUGGCGCCCCGUCUGCAGCGCCAGCAGCCGGCAGGGCCAAGAGAAAGAAGGCCGGGACGCAGCAUGUGAAGACAGAAGGUGGAGAGAGCAAUAUCGCGGCGACAAAUGGCGUUGUGGGGGAUGUCACUGCCCCAGCAGAGGAUGCGGGUGUUACUGGCGAUCCCGAAGCCGACGAAGUGGACGGCGAGGAGGGCGACGAAGUGGAGCUCAAGAAAGCUCUAGCACGGCCGCCUCCUGUAAACUCUGAAUACCUUCCUCUUCCGUGGAAGGGGCGGUUGGGAUAUGCUUGUCUCAACACCUACCUUCGAAACGCAAAUCCUCCCGUCUUCUGCUCCAGAACGUGCCGAAUAGCGAGCAUCAUCGAACAUCGGCACCCUCUGAAGGACCCUUCUCAGCCCGAGCAUGCCACCAAGAACCGCCCUGAUAAGGAUCAGCCGGCUGACCAUACACGGGGACAGAAGUUUGUUGAGGAGUUGGGCCUGGCCAAUGUAAGAGACAUUGGCAAGAUGAUCCGAUGGAACGAAAAGUACGGCAUUAAGUUUAUGCGUUUGAGCAGCGAGAUUUUCCCGUUUGCAAGUCACGAGGAGUAUGGCUACAAACUCGAGCCUUUUGCUGCAGAAGCUCUGGCUGAAGCUGGCAAAGUCAUCGCUGAGCUGGGCCACAGAGUCACUACACAUCCUGGCCAGUUCACACAGCUGGGAUCACCACGCCAGUCUGUUAUCGAGAACGCCGUUCGCGAUCUUGAGUAUCACGCUGAGAUGUUGUCUUUGCUAAAGCUGCCUCCACAACAAGAUCGCGAUGCCGUCAUGAUCAUGCAUCUGGGUGGUGCUUUUGGUGACAAGCCAGCUGCCCUUGAGAGGUUCCGCGAAAAUUACGCAAGGCUCUCAGAGGGUGUCAAAAAGCGACUUGUACUUGAGAAUGACGACGUUGUGUGGAACGCCCAUGAGUUGUUGCCCAUGUGCCAGGAACUCAACAUACCUUUCGUUCUUGACUUCCAUCACCACAACAUCCUGUUCGAUGACACCAAGCUACGAGAAGGCACGAAAGAUGUGAUGGACAUGUUUCCUGCCAUCCUCGAAACAUGGUCAAAGAAAGAUAUCACACCAAAGAUGCAUUACUCUGAGUCGUGUCCCGGUGCCAUCACCGGACGCGAUCGCAGGAAGCACUCGCCACGCGUAAUGACUCUUCCUCCAUGUCCAGACACAAUGGACUUGAUGAUUGAAGCAAAGGAUAAGGAACAAGCUGUCUUCGAACUCAUGCGGACAUUCAAGCUUCCAGGCUUUGAGCGUAUCGGCGACAUUCUGCCAUAUCAACGACCGGACGAAAACAAGCCAUGGAAGCCUACGCCAAAGAAGAAGGCCAAGAAGAGCAAGAAGAAAACUGGUGAUCUCGAUGACAUUGACAUGAAGCUCGAGGAGGCAGAAGAGGAGGAGGACGCUCCUCCACCCAUCGUCCCUGACGAGGAGGUGGAUAUGGGCGGGCCUGAGGGACGAGUGUAUUGGCCGCCUACGAUGGAGGAGUGGCUUCGGCCACCGAAGCGCAUAAUCAAGAAGAAAGAGGAGGGCGCCGCGACUCGCGGUAAAAAGAAGUCAAAGGCUGCUGCAGCCACCGACAAUGCCUCCGUCACUAGUGAAGCCGCAGGGCUUGAGGAUAUCAAAACCCCCGCUAAGAAGGCAGCGCCCAAACGGGCUGCUAGCUCGACGAAGAAAAAGGCGCCGAAGUCCGUCCCUACACCCUCCCCAUCGAAUGACGAAGAUGGUCUCAGCUCGCCACCGCUCAGCGACUUGGGCGAGGAGGACGAGGCUCCUGCCGUGCAGAAGCGAGCAGCACGACCCGCGCCUAUACGGAAGAAGUCAGGUAGGGUUACCGCUACCAAGGUAAGCUACCGGGAAGAAGAAGCCGAGGAGAUGAGCAUGUAG
This is a messenger RNA of Ascochyta rabiei, 2427 nucleotides long. RefSeq lists its product as uncharacterized. Gene Ontology annotation, cellular component: mitochondrion; nucleus. The record is from RefSeq and is a predicted model, not a curated record. The coding region runs from base 1 to 2427 and encodes 808 amino acids. Gene Ontology annotation, biological process: nucleotide-excision repair; response to UV; mitochondrial DNA repair. Lineage: Eukaryota; Fungi; Ascomycota; Dothideomycetes; Pleosporales; Didymellaceae. The transcript has 2 exons. Gene Ontology annotation, molecular function: endonuclease activity.